Messenger RNA from Merops nubicus (carmine bee-eater), 1013 nucleotides. It is a transcript of the gene PET117, whose product is annotated as PET117 homolog (S. cerevisiae). The record is from RefSeq and is a predicted model, not a curated record. NCBI's taxonomy places the organism in Eukaryota, Metazoa, Chordata, Aves, Coraciiformes, Meropidae. The transcript has 4 exons. The annotation marks the transcript as partial.
AAACUGCACAGUGGAGUUCUCAGAGAUCUUGAGCGUCAAAAUCAGAAGAAGGAGAAUAUUCGCCUGCUAGAAGAGCAGAUUGCUUUGACAAAGCAUCUUAUGGAAGAAAGAGACAAGGCACUAAUGGAAAAAGGAUCCCAGCAGUCCUAGGCACACACCUGAGCUGUUAGAGGUUGGGUUAAAGACCUCUGGAGGUCUGUGGUUUCUACCUGCUUGCAAGUAUUUCAACAAACAGAAGCAAUCUGUGAAAGACUCUUUCUUUUGUAUAGGUUGUAAUCCAGUCCCGGAAGCUGUAGGGUACAAACAGAACAUUUUCUCUGUUUUGGUACUUUGACUGUGGGGACUUGUCUGGCACAUCUGAUGUGGAUGGACCUGUUGGUGUGGGGAGGAAUAGCUCAUUGUUAUGCAAACACCAUCUAGGAUGGCUAAUAACGUUCACAUGAGUGGGCUGCUGAGCCGGCACGAUGACGAAGCCACCAGGACGUCCACCUCAGAGGGCCUGGAGGAGGGCGAGGUGGAAGGGGAGACCCUGCUGAUCGUCGAGUCUGAGGACCAGGCGUCGGUGGAUCUGUCGCACGACCAGAGCGGGGACUCUCUGAACAGCGAUGAGGGUGACGCCUCCUGGAUGGAGGAGAUGUCCUACUACUGCGAGAAGUGUCAGAAGUGGAUUCCAGCAAGUCAACUGAGAGAACAGCUCAGCUACCUCAAAGGAGAUAACUUUUUCCGAUUUACGUGCUCUGAUUGCUCAGAAGAUGGGAAGGAGCAAUUUGAGCGGCUGAGAUUAACAUGGCAACAAGUUGUCAUGCUGGCAAUGUACAAUUUGUCUCUGGAAGGAACGGGCCGUCAAGGGUACUUCAGAUGGAAAGAAGAUAUUUGUGCUUUUAUUGAGAAACACUGGACUUUCUUACUAGGGAGCAGGAAAAAGACCUCAACAUGGUGGAGCACAGUCGCUGGCUGUCUCUCUGUGGGGAGCCCCUUGUUCUUCCGCUCAGGGGCACAGGAAUUUGGAGAAC